AUGUACACACACGCGCGUCGCUCGGUGUAUAUACGUUGUGUUUGCAGGUUGGAGACGGUGGACCUGAUCUGCGGCAACAAAUACGUGGAGCGCUGUCUGCAAGGUUUCUUCCGGGGUGUCUCUUACGCCGCCCUAAACGCGCUGCGGAGGGAGUCUGCCGGGAAGUGCAAUGCCUCCCACUCCGACCACAAACGCUAUCUUGCGGGUGCUCGCUGUCUGAACAGGGCAGGAGAUCGCAUCCACGAGUGCUACCAGACAUUUAAGGAGGAGCUGUACCGGAUCAUAGUCGGGGCUACUCCAGAACGCAGACUCGAGCACGGCUGCUGCGAGACGAGCAGGCUUUUCCACUGCAAGCAACGCAGCAUCGAACAGGCUUGCGGAGACUCCGACACCGACCAACCAGUGCCGGGUUCCUUCGAGCGCUCGCUCGGCGAACUGGUCACACUGUACUGCCAGCCCUACGAGCACGGCUCGCCCGACUGCGCCGCCCUCGACAAGCUUCCAAAACUCAACCCGAACGAGACCGUGCCCCAGAGCUUAGUGCUCCUGAUGAAGUCCUACGUGUCUACGUUCGGUUGAACUGUAACUACGCUAUUCUACAUUGCGUUUCCGAGAGAAAUCCGCAAGUAAACAAAGAAAGAAAACCUUAUGCAUAAACCGUUAAGGGGAAUCUCUUGAAACUUGGCACAAAGCUGCCUUUAGGUGGUGUUUUUAGUACAGGGUGUCACAAAAAAAAAAAAUUACGU
Molecule: messenger RNA, 746 nt
Organism: Ixodes scapularis (black-legged tick)
Lineage: Eukaryota; Metazoa; Arthropoda; Arachnida; Ixodida; Ixodidae
Exons: 3
Coding region: 1-579 (192 amino acids)
Source: RefSeq, a predicted model, not a curated record